CACCAAACAAUCACCCCAUCGCCGAACAUAGAGGCGAAGACGCAAGAAAGCGAACAAAGCCAUUGAUUCGACAUUGGCUAGCUUCCUCCAGCUCCUGCCCGCCUUGCCUCCCUUCGAUCCUCACUAGCAUCUACGAUGGCAGAUUCAAUCCCGGAAAAGAAGGAAACGAAGAAGCUCGAUCUCAUCACUCGCGGAGACCACGGCAGCACACCCUUAGGUUCCGCCCUCUUCGUUGGCCUUCGCGCCCUCGACCCUUUGCUCCAAUACCAGAUCCUUGCAAACGGACUCGGCACAUCCCUCUUGCAUCGAAUAGGCCUCUCUACUCUUCCUCUAGGUGUCCCGGUUCAAACGGGAAUUGCGCUUGUCGAUGGGCUAGGACUCUCACCAUACCGUCUAUUCUUAUUUGGAAUGGCAGUUGGGAGCAUGUUGAAGCAGAACAUAUGGCUGCUUUCCAUCUCGAACGACCCUAUGCCCGUACCGGCCUCCCUCGCCAUCUCCUGCUACAAUACUUUCCUCAACAGCCUGAAUAGUUAUCUAUUCCUCUGCACCGCUACAUCUGCCUCUCUCUCGGGCAAUGCGAGGUUCCCUCAACUCCCGCUGAUUAUUGGUGGAACACUGUAUGUCGUCGGCAUUUUGACCGAGCUUGUCGCAGAGAUUCAACGCGCAGCAUUCAAACGGGAUCCAAGGAACAAGGGAAGGGCAUACACAGGUGGACUGUGGCAAGUAGCACGGCACAUCAACUACACGGGUUACUCGCUCUGGCGGGCCGGCUACGCCAUGGCCGGCGGUGGAUUCACGUUCGGCGCGCUUGUGGCGUCUUUCUUGGUGUUUGAUUUCACGACAAGGGCCGUUCCAAACGUAGAUGAAUAUUGCACAAAACGAUAUGGCCAAGAUUGGGUGGAUUUCAAGAUCAAGGUUCUGUACAAGAUGUUGCCUGGUCUCUACUAGGUAGGACUGCUGCAGCUUUCCUUUGGUAUGAGAGCCGCUUUUCAAUAAAAGUUACUUUUGGAACGAUGAGAAUUAUUCAUACAUUUACUCACUCUGUCGUGUGUGCUCUCAAAGGUUACUUAGUGUCACAAGGCGUGUAAAGCGUCCAGCUGCCAUAUGAAUAGAUGCCAGAGGUUUCGACGAAGGAUAUCAAGCGUUCCAGCCGCG
Messenger RNA from Mytilinidion resinicola, 1155 nucleotides. RefSeq lists its product as uncharacterized. Bases 136 to 948 code for a protein of 270 amino acids. Gene Ontology annotation, cellular component: membrane. The record is from RefSeq and is a predicted model, not a curated record. The transcript has 3 exons. Lineage: Eukaryota; Fungi; Ascomycota; Dothideomycetes; Mytilinidiales; Mytilinidiaceae.